Molecule: messenger RNA, 1248 nt
Organism: Prosopis cineraria
Lineage: Eukaryota; Viridiplantae; Streptophyta; Magnoliopsida; Fabales; Fabaceae
Product: putative F-box protein At3g16210
Exons: 1
Coding region: 1-1248 (415 amino acids)
Molecular function (GO): protein binding
Source: RefSeq, a predicted model, not a curated record
AUGUUAAAUCAUUUAUUUAGAAACAAAAGGCACGAAAUUUUUCAGCAGAAGCAGCCUAGUGAAGCAGUGAUCUUAGUUGAUCAGAACGCUAUCCUCCGAGAGAUCUCUUCUUUCCAGUCGAGCACCAUGAAGGAGAAGGUAAUGGCUGAAGGCAUUCCGUUUCUUCCGGAAGAAAUCAUCAGAGACAUUCUCAUACGACUUCCGACAAAAUCGCUUAUCCGAUUUCGCUGUGUGUGCAAACGGUGGAGGAAUCUCUUCAAGACCCCAUCUUUUGUCCAAGAACACCUCAAUCACACCAGUCAAAAUCCUUCUCUUCUUCUCCAACGGAAUGACUUAUGGUUGCUCGAUCGUGAGAUGCGACUCAAGAAAGUUGAUAACGCACCUUUAAUCGAUUCCUCGAAUACCUUUCGAGUCGUCGGUUCCAGCAAUGGAUUGCUUUUAGUCGGCAUUUGUAAUAGAUUUCCUUGCUUUUUAGUGUGGAAUCCAGCGACUAGAGAGGUCAGACCGGUGUCCUCUAUUACGGUGCAGUCUGAAGAUAGCCAUAGACCUCGCAGUGCAGGAUUUGGCUUCAGUCCAAUUCUUAAUGAUUAUAAGAUAGUGGUCCCUUAUGAUUCUAGUUAUCCUUUUGAUGUUUUGGUGGUUGUAGUGUAUUCACUGAGGUCAGGGUCAUGGAAGAAAGCAGAAUAUGGGAUCAAGAACGUAAGUUUUAGUUCUGAAAGCAUCACUGUUAAUGGAUCCAUGUUUUGGUCUGGGCUUGCGUGGAAGCAAGAUACAGAUACUUAUGACGUUGUGGUACUUUCAUUUGACUUAGCAAAUGAAGUGUUUACUUUCAUACCAACACCUGAUUGGAAUACUUCAUCAAUUAGUUUUGCUGCGUAUGAGAACAAACUUGCUGUGCUUUCUUCUCCUGCUUUGCAAGACGUGGGUGAAUUGUGGGUCAUGGAGGAUGGUACAGGUUUAUCUUGGGCCAAGAAAUAUAGUUACUAUCUCUUACCAAGAUUGGUACGUCCGGUGACUAUUUGGAGGAAUCAAAUGGUUUGUGCUGAUAUUGUUAUUCGUGAAGAUGAACAUCAAGAGUGGAAUCAUGAACAAAAAAUUUCUCUGAUAAAUAUCACCACCAAUGAAUCAAAGACGUUUGAUAUCAGCAAAUGUGGUAAUGAUCUCAAUCUACGUGAAUUUAUUUUCAACUACACAGAAAGCCUUGUACCAAUUGGAGGAAAGAAAUUGUGUGCGCUAUUUGUGAAAUGA